Molecule: messenger RNA, 886 nt
Organism: Ipomoea nil (Japanese morning glory)
Lineage: Eukaryota; Viridiplantae; Streptophyta; Magnoliopsida; Solanales; Convolvulaceae
Exons: 1
Coding region: 53-544 (163 amino acids)
Source: RefSeq, a predicted model, not a curated record
CAAAACCCACAAAUCCAGUUUUAAGAAUAUAUAGAAUUUUUGUCUUCCAUUAAUGGCUCUCUCAAUGGAAAUCGAAACCGUUGAUCCUCCAUUCUCUUCAGAAAUAACACAAACCCAGGACGACGACGACAAGGCCGCCAUUGUGAGGACCCUCUACGCAGCCCUGGCGGCCGGCGACAGCAGCAAGGUGGCCGGAAUCGUGGCCGGCGAUCUAGAGUGGUGGUUCCACGGCCCCCAGAAGUGCCACCACAUGAUGAACAUGCUGACCGGGAAGUCGUCGGCGUUCCGGUUCGAGCCGCGGAGCGUGGACGUGAUCGAGGACCGGGUGAUCGUGGAGGGGUGGGAAGGGGCGCAGGCCUACUGGGUGCACGUGUGGACCAUUGAUCAACACGGCUUGAUAACUCAGUUCCGGGAGUACUUCAACACCUGGCUCACCGUCACGGAGCUCCGACGGGUCGGCCGCCUGAGCUCCUCCACGGUCUGGUGGAGCCACCCCCGGGACCUGGCCAAACGCUCACUCCCGGGGCUUAUGCUCACCAUUUAACGGUGUCCAUCUGAGUGAGGCUAGGGUGGUAAUUAAUUAAUAAUUCCUACUUUCAGUUAAAUUAAAUAAUUAAAAAAAUCCCAGAAAAAUGUUUUAAAAAACAAUAAUAAGAUGCAAAAAGCUUCAUUUGUAUGAGCAACCAUGAAACUGUAAAUUUAAAGUGUAAUUUUUAUUAAUAAAUUACACUUAGCUUGUUGUUCAAAAGUAUACCAAAUCUCUUAGCUUUUCUUUUAUUUAGUGACAAGAGAAAUUCGAACUAUUAUCGGAUGGUCUGAAUUAUGUAAACCAACUCUACUUUUAUGUAAUAAUUCACAAACUACUUAAAAGAAGUAAAUUGCAUUA